Molecule: messenger RNA, 1221 nt
Organism: Cydia strobilella
Lineage: Eukaryota; Metazoa; Arthropoda; Insecta; Lepidoptera; Tortricidae
Product: venom allergen 3-like
Exons: 9
Coding region: 1-1221 (406 amino acids)
Source: RefSeq, a predicted model, not a curated record
AUGUAUCUACUGAUAUUGUUGGUUGGCCUGACUCUGGCUUCUGAGGACGAGCAGCAAUACUGCGGGGGGCGCUACACACACCUCUGUCUAGGGAAAGGCCAGCAUGUGGCCUGCCAGUUUCCAGUGGCAGGUUCGGGGCCUAACUGUCAAAACUACUCGAGGAUUCGUUUCACCGCUGAACUUCGAAAUGUUAUCACUAAUUUCAUAAACAAACGGAGGCAGAGGAUCGCUGCAGGCCAUGAGAGAGUUAGAGGAGGCAAACACAUACCGACUCCGCAGGUCAUGAUGUUUGUUGAAUGGGACGUCGAGUUGGCGAGACUUGCUCAGAGAUUGGCUGACCAAUGCUACUUUGUCCAUGACGAAUGCAGAGCGACAGUUCGGUACCCCUACGCCGGUCAAUCCGUAGGCGAAGUGCGAUGGCGACAUCUCAGCGACAACUACGAACUGAGCGCUCAGCGCGCUAUUCGACGCGUGUUCGACGCCUGGUGGGGCGAGCGGCGGCGGGUAGAACCGCAUCAACUCGUCAAGCCUUUCAAAAUUAGCAAUAAAGGCCUAGUCUGGGGCCACUUCAGCCAACUCGCAGUAUGGUCGCUCCGUGCGGUCGGCUGCGGCGCCGUCCGCCACGGCGAAGACUACCCUCGUCUGCUGCUCGUCUGUAACUUCUCUCAUACGAACAUGCUUGGAGAGAAGACGAUUGUCCCGGGGGAAGUGGGGCCGUGCCCGGAGCAUACGAGGAGGAAAGCGAGGUCUAACUUCCCGCUGUUGUGUGCCUCGGUAAAAGAACAAAUCAAGAACUCGCGAGUGGUCGAGGAAGAGGUUCUGGAUGAGUCGGAUUAUGAUGACGAGGAAGGCAACUCCGAGGUUUUGCAGGAGAAUUUGAAGAAACUCGGCGCGGUGGUAACUGGGAAGCCAAAACGGUACAGGGAAGACGAAUGGGGAAACAACAGAUUGAAACCGACCGAAGAAACAGACAUCGAAGAAACCGCCACAGCGAAAAAAUGGACCACGGGAGCAUAUCUAGAUGAACACGAAAUCAUCAGCGAUGAUGAUGCAGAUUACAUUACUCCUUUAAAACAAGCAACAAAAGCCCCACACAGGAAGCUGAGAGUUAAAAUUAAACCUAUUACCAUAACUACUCCAGAAACUAGUGGGAGGAAGAUUAUUAUAGACGAGGAAGAAUAUAGGAGUCUCGCGGAGAAGAGUGAAAGAAUUAACCCGUAA